UUUCCUAAGAAAUACUUCAAUGGAAAUGCUUAAAUACGUUAUUAGCGAUAAUAAUUAUUCUUGGUGGAUAAAGCUAUACUUCGCCAUUAUUUUCGCAUUGGUUCUUUCUGUGGCCGUAAACUUGGCAAUUGGAAUUUAUAAUACGUGGGACAGCACCCCUGUUAUUAUUGGAAUAAGUUCUAAAGCGACUCCCGUGGAUCAAAUUCCGUUUCCAGCAAUUACGGUUUGCAAUAUGAACCAGGCUAAAAAGUCGAAAGUAGAGCAUUUAAUGCCAGGAUCAUUAGGAUACGCAAUGCUCCAAAAGACCUGCUUUAAGGAAACUAGUUACUCGCAAUACAUGGAUAAUCAGCACAGAAAUGAAACAUUUCCAAAUUUCAUAUUGGAUGUUUCUGAGAAGUGUGCAGAUCUGAUAGUAUCGUGCAUUUUUCAUCAACAAAGAAUACCCUGCACUGACAUCUUCAGAGAAACCUUCGUGGAUGAAGGAAUGUGCUGCAUAUUUAAUGUUCUGCAUCCGUAUUACCUUUAUAAAUUCAAAUCACCCUAUAUUCGCGACUACACUUCGUCCGACAGGUUUGCAGACAUCGCCGUAGACUGGGAUCCAAUAUCUGGCUAUCCACACAGACUACCUUCAAGGUAUUAUCCCCGUCCGGGAGUUGGAGUUGGUGCCUCGAUGGGUCUGCAAAUCGUUCUCAACGGUCACGUCGACGACUAUUUCUGCUCCUCCACAAACGGUCAGGGCUUUAAGGUACUCCUGUACAAUCCGAUAGACCAGCCGCGCAUGAAGGAGUCGGGAUUACCUGUGAUGAUUGGACAUCAGACGAGUUUUCGCAUCAUAGCUAGAAACGUUGAAGCCAUACCUUCUAUAAGAAAUAUUCACAGGACGAAACGCCAAUGUAUUUUUAGUGACGAGCAGGAAUUGCUCUUCUACCGCUACUAUACGCGCCGAAAUUGCGAGGCAGAGUGCGACUCCAAGUUUUUUCAGAGACUCUGCAAUUGCAUUCCCUAUUACUUACCACUUAUUUAUCCCAACGCCUCAGUGUGCGAUGUGUUCCACUUUGAAUGUCUGAAUCGUGCAGAGUCCCAGAUCUUCGACCUACAGAGCUCAGAGUGCAAGGAGCUUUGCCUGACCAGCUGCCAUGAUUUAAUUUUCUUUCCCGAUGCUUUUUCAACUCCUUUUAGCCAAAAGGACGUCAAGGCACAAACCAACUACCUAACGAAUUUCUCCAGUGAUUACAUACGCCAAAACUUGGCGGUAGUCAACUUCUUUCAUACCGACAACUAUUUUAGAAGCAGUGUAAGGACUUCGUAUACCGGACCCACUGAAUAUAUGGCGUCAACUGGUGGCAUUAUGAGCUUAAUGAUUGGAUUUAGUGUAAUAUUUAUUGCUGAGAUUAUAUACAUAAUUUUCUUCAUUUUAGCACUGUUGCUUAUAAUUAUAUUCUGA
Drosophila yakuba is the source of this 1444-nucleotide messenger RNA. RefSeq names its product pickpocket protein 28. Lineage: Eukaryota; Metazoa; Arthropoda; Insecta; Diptera; Drosophilidae. Gene Ontology annotation, biological process: sodium ion transmembrane transport. Gene Ontology annotation, molecular function: ligand-gated sodium channel activity. The coding region runs from base 20 to 1444 and encodes 474 amino acids. The transcript is spliced from 6 exons. Gene Ontology annotation, cellular component: membrane. The record is from RefSeq and is a predicted model, not a curated record.